GCAGUUGUUGAUGGGCAUAUAAAAAGACCACAGGAUGAAGACAUACAAUCCAAUGUUCUUGAAAUAGUUGGGUCGAACAUCCCGUCCACGUACAUUACUUGCCCAGCAGACCCAUCAGCUACACUGAGUAUAAAACUUCCGUUCCUGGUUAUGAUUGUAAAGAAUCUGAAGAAAUAUUUCACAUUUGAGAUUCAAAUUCUGGAUGACAAGAAUGUCAGGCGACGUUUUCGAGCUUCCAAUUUUCAAGCUGUAACUCGAGUGAAGCCAUAUAUCUGCACCAUGCCCUUGAGGAUGGAUGAUGGCUGGAAUCAAAUCCAGUUUAAUCUAGCUGAUUUUACGAGGAGAGCCUAUGGAACAAACUAUGUGGAGACAUUGCGAGUUCAGGUUCAUGCAAAUUGCCGCCUGAGGAGGAUAUAUUCCACUGACCGCUUGUAUUCCGAAGAGGAACUUCCUCCGGAGUUUAAGUUGUACAUGUCACGCCCCGAUCCCGACAUAUGUCCAGGAUGGACACAUGACGUCACCCAAAUACUCAUAUAUCUCACAUACCCCGUCUCAGGAAUGUGGCAAUCACAAUUCGAGGAU
Molecule: messenger RNA, 582 nt
Organism: Pyrus x bretschneideri (Chinese white pear)
Lineage: Eukaryota; Viridiplantae; Streptophyta; Magnoliopsida; Rosales; Rosaceae
Product: cilia- and flagella-associated protein 20-like
Exons: 2
Source: RefSeq, a predicted model, not a curated record